This is a messenger RNA of Drosophila grimshawi, 573 nucleotides long. RefSeq names its product accessory gland protein Acp62F. The record is from RefSeq and is a predicted model, not a curated record. The transcript has a single exon. Bases 22 to 378 code for a protein of 118 amino acids. NCBI's taxonomy places the organism in Eukaryota, Metazoa, Arthropoda, Insecta, Diptera, Drosophilidae.
UAGUUGCAAUUGUCACUCAGAAUGACAAACUUUAUAAUGCUGCUGUUCUGGCUCUUGGCCUAUAAUCAACUUUGGGCAUAUGGCGCCAAUGUGGUGCUGGAUGACUAUACCAAUCCCAACCCGGAGCGCAGAAAGCUCAUCUGGAAUCCAUUCCCUGACUCCUGUGGCCACAAUGCGACCAGUGUGCGCUGUGGCGGCGUUUGCCACGAAACCUGCACCUAUAAGUCUAUAAGUCAGUUCUGUGUUUACGCCUGUGGUGUGCCCUGCAUCUGCAAUCCCGGCUACAUCUUCAGUGAGCAAGAUCUCAGGUGUAUUUUGCGCAGCGACUGUCCACCUGGUGUCCAGCAACUAGUGGACUGGCAUCGUGUGUUCCAUUAAUAAGCUAUUCAGCUGUGCAACUCCUUUUGAAUGGAGCUUUUUCUGGGGAAAUUGCCCAGAAUUGCAGCAGUUCCAGACGAAGCUAGGUCUACUAACACUCCUUAAACAGAAGCUGCUAAUACUUUCAAUUAUAGUAUUUCUAAAGGUGUUCGAUUUAUUUUCAACCUUUGGAACUGAAUUAAAAAUGAAACGAAA